Racocetra persica is the source of this 461-nucleotide messenger RNA. Lineage: Eukaryota; Fungi; Glomeromycota; Glomeromycetes; Diversisporales; Gigasporaceae. The record is from the annotation of a GenBank genome assembly.
UUAUCCCUGUUGGUCGUCUGUCUAAUGGAAACGCUGAGGAUUAUACUCCUAUUGAAAAUUCUAUUAGGGAAUUAGAAGGAAAUAUUGUGUGUAGCCAAUCCUACUAUGAUCAACCUCGUAGAAUUGAACCUACUUGUUUAAAUAUGAGACGUGUAAUAAAUUUGUGGAUGGAAGAAACAUUAAAAGCUUUUCAUGGCACCGAAGGAGCCAAUCACGAAUUGCCUGAAAAAACUUAUUCUAUCUCGGUAAGGAAUAUCUUUUCUUCAUGGCAAAAAUAUAAUUCACAGAGAUUUGUACUUUUAUGGAAAAUUUUGAGUUGUCGUCCCCUUUGCCAAGAUGGAUCAAUUCGAAAUGUUUUUGAUGAUAGCGAAACUCCAGCUGAUGGAACGCCAGUAGCAUAUAUUAAUUUAUAUCAAUGUUGUUGGCAAGGGGAACCAGAUUUAAGACCAAGAAUUAUAUAA